GGGCCAGCGGAGCAGGAGGGGCUGCACUUUUGUCUUGUUAACUCAGCAGCAGGAGGCAGAGCCCAGGCCCAGGAAGUGGAGGGGGGGCUACGCUGCAGCUCAGGAGGGCAGCUCACACGCAGAGCCCUCGGAGAGACAAAAGCCAGCGAGUGGGAGCAAAUGCCACAAAUGCCAGCGAUCGGCUAGGCCACGGGGCAGGUGCUGGUACGGCUGGGGCAGCCCAAGGUACCAGCGUUGCCGCCUCCAGAGGGCCAGGUCCCCGCCCCAGGGCCGCCGCUUCGUGCUGUCUAGACAGACAGAGGCCAGUGGAAGCAGGAUGAGGCACUGCUCUGGGCAGACACAGCUGCGGGCACACAGGGCUGGGCCCCCGGGAGCAGCUCUCGUCUCAGCCCCAUCCUCCCCUCGGUCCAGACUGGCCCGCGUACAGGGCAGGCCUGGCGCAUGCGCAGGACGGCCAGGCCCUUUGGAGUCCACGACUGAAGGUGGAGCGGGCAGGAAGCCCCCACGACCCCACCGGGGCCCUGUGUCCUCUGAGAGGGCCUGGACCGGGUCCAUGCGCCUGGCCCUGCGCCUCCUCCCUGCCUGUUUCUGCCCCACAGCAUCUUAUCUCCCCCCACCGCCCCCAUCUGGAGCUCUUAAAGCAAAUUCUUGCCUUAUCACCCGUGGCAGCUGCCUCUGCAGCGACGUGUCUGGGGUCCCUGGCCCUAUCUGUCUGGCUUGUCUGCUUGGGACUCUCCUCUAGUGCGACGCCUGGCUCCCCCUCGCUCCCGCUUUCAUGCUCUCUUUCUCUCUCGUCCUCUUUCAGGGCCCCCAGAUCCUGGUUGCCAUGGUAUCACUGCAGCGAGUACCAGGUGGUGGUGGGGGGCAGGGAGCCGACACUGCCGCAGUCUCCGCCAUUUCCGAUGCCAGGCACCCGCGAGGCACCGUGGCUGGGGCUCAUUGGGGGGGGGGGGGCACUCGGCGCCUCCACAGGCCUCGGAGGCUUCUCCUUGGCCAUGGGAGGUGGGGAGAGCAGAGGGGUGGGCAUGGGAGUGAGAAUAUAAGGGGGCGAAAGAGGGGUGGCUGGUGGCAUCGUGGCCGGGGGAGGGGAGGAUAAAAGGUGAGAAGUCAAGGUGAACAGAAGGAUGAUCAGGCUGGAGGGAGGGAGGUUCGAGGAGGGGCCGGGGGAAGGGACCCCUCCAUGGGAGCUGGUGGGGUUGGGGGCCCACUGAGGCUAGGAUGAGCCGAACUCCAGCUCCUGCAGUCUUGUGGGGAGAGGGUCAUGACCAGGCCAGGCCUCCCUCGGACCUUGGGGGAGAUGAGGGCCUGGCUGGAGACAGAAUGGCAGCCAGCCCAGAGGAGUCAGGGGCGGCAGCUGGAGGGAUGGAGAUGCGGGAAAAGGUGGAGAGACAGCGAUGGGAGUGAGAGAGAUCUGAGAUGGAGACAGAACCAAGGGAGGAAAACACUGGAGGAGGAAUGCUGACAAACACGGGUGCCAAGGCACGGGGGGGGGGGCGGGGGGGGCGGGGGGGGAGCGGCCGCAGGGUGGGGAUUGGAAACACAGGAGCAAGGGGACAGACAGAGCCCAGAGUCCCCCGUCACCAUCUCCUCUCUCUUGCUCCCAAUCCUCUCUACCCCAACCCAAGCAGGAUGCAGUUUCCAUGACAACCUGGCCGGCCAGAAAGGGGGGCAGGGGACUGCAGAGGAAAUUUUCCACAUCAGCAGGAAGAGGAUGUGAUGCAGAGAAGGAAUGGGCUGGAUACAUGGGGGGGGGCGCCACACAGGGCCCUGGAACCCCAAAACAUCUCGCCCACUGCCUCCUGGGAUUCUCAUCCUGCCCCCAGGACAGUCCCUGGUCUCCCACUUGCUGACUCAGGGACCAGAACUGGGCCUAGAACUUGUUUUUGUCUGGAAUCGUGACCCAGGACGAAUGGCGGGGAGUGUGCCCCCUACCCUUCAGCUCCAGAACCUUGCUGCCCUCGGGGAGAGGCACCCUGACCUUGUGGUGGAAGUGGCCCAUCCCAAAAUAAUCCACGAAUCUGGGGCAGAAAUCCUGCGCUAUGCCAAUCUCCUGGUGGGAUCCCCCUCAGCCCUGGCUGACCAGGCCACAGAGCGGCAGCUCCUGGAGGCCUCGCAUUGCUGGGGCCACGCUGUGUUCGUGGCCCGGGGGGCCCUCUGGGGCACUGAGGACAUCGCCAGAUUGGACGAAGCCGGGGUCCUCCAGAGCCUCCGUGUCACCAUGGCCACACACCCUGAUGGCUUCCGGCUUGAGGGACCCCUGGCUACGGCGCACAGCACUGGGCCUCGCACUGUGCUCUAUGAAGGCCCUGUCCGCGGGCUCUGCCCCCUUGCCCCCCGAAACUCCAACACCAUGGCUGCUGCUGCCCUGGCCGCCCCCAGCCUGGGCUUCGACCGUGUGAUCGGGGUGCUUGUGGCCGAUUUCAGCCUCAAGGACAUGCAUGUGGUGGAUGUGGAGCUGAGCGGACCCCCGGGCCCCAAAGGCCGAAGCUUUGCUGUGCACACCCACAGAGAGAACCCCAGCGAGCCAGGCGCUGUCACCGGUUCUGCCACCAUCACCACCUUCUGGCGCAGCCUCCUGGGCUGCUGCCACCUGCCCUCCAAGCCGGGGAUCCAUCUCUGCUAAGAAGCCUCCUCCUUCCCAAGAGGACAUCCUCAUCUCAUUAUUUACCUCCCACCACCACCGUCCCGCUGCUGCCUCAGUAUCCCCAGACCUCCCUCCUGUCUCAGUAAAUAUUGGAGACUCUUCUCC
Orcinus orca (killer whale) is the source of this 2749-nucleotide messenger RNA. It is a transcript of the gene ASPDH, whose product is annotated as aspartate dehydrogenase domain containing. The record is from RefSeq and is a predicted model, not a curated record. Gene Ontology annotation, molecular function: NADP binding; L-aspartate dehydrogenase [NAD(P)+] activity. Bases 1730 to 2623 code for a protein of 297 amino acids. NCBI's taxonomy places the organism in Eukaryota, Metazoa, Chordata, Mammalia, Artiodactyla, Delphinidae. Gene Ontology annotation, biological process: NAD+ biosynthetic process. The transcript is spliced from 7 exons.